GAGCCGCGGGUCCGCGGGCUCGCCGGGUGGGCUCAGCACCGCGCACGCAGGAGCGGGGCGCAGGGGGGCGGGGAAGGGACCCGCCACAGCCGCCGCCCGCCAGCCGCUCCCGGGGCUCUCGCUGUCCCUCCCCAACCGCCCGCCCGCCCGCUCGCUCCAUGUCGCCCGGUUGCGGAAGUGUCGCCGGGAGAAGUGGCGGCGGCGGCGUCAGGGAGCACGGGAGGCCGGGGCUCGGCCCCCUGCAGCACUGAGCUCCCGGAGCCGCGCGUCCCAGCGUCCCCACCGCCACCCGUGCGCUCCGCGCCCGCCGCAGCCUGCAUGCCCCGCGCUGCGCCUCGGCCGGCCGCCGCCUCCUGCUCGCUCAGCGGCUGCCCGGCGCCGGAGUAAUAUGCUCACUCGGGUGAAAUCUGCCGUGGCCAAUUUCAUGGGCGGCAUCAUGGCUGGCAGCUCCGGCUCCGAGCACGGCGGCAGCGGCUGCGGAGGCUCGGACCUGCCCCUGCGCUUCCCGUACGGGCGGCCAGAGUUCCUCGGGCUGUCUCAGGAUGAGGUGGAAUGCAGCGCAGACCACAUCGCCCGCCCCAUCCUCAUCCUCAAGGAGACCCGGAGGCUGCCCUGGGCCACCGGCUACGCAGAGGUUAUUAAUGCUGGGAAGAGCACACACAAUGAGGACCAAGCCAGCUGCGAGGUACUCACAGUGAAGAAGAAAGCCGGGACCAUUACUUCCACCCCGAACAGAAACUCCAAGAGAAGGUCAUCCCUUCCCAACGGGGAAGGCCUGCAGUUAAAGGAAAACUCUGAGUCGGAGGGCAUCUCCUGCCACUACUGGUCCCUGUUUGACGGCCACGCAGGCUCAGGGGCUGCUGUGGUGGCAUCGCGCCUGCUGCAGCAUCACGUCACACAGCAACUUCAGGACAUUGUGGAGAUCCUGAAGAACUCUGCCAUCCUUCCCCCGACCUGCCUGGGAGAGGAACCGGAGAGUACGCCGGCCCAUGGCAGGACCCUAACCCGCGCAGCAUCACUGCGUGGAGGUGUGGGUGCCCCCGGCUCCCCCAGCACACCACCCACGCGCUUCUUCACUGAGAAAAAGAUUCCCCAUGAGUGUUUGGUCAUCGGGGCCCUGGAGAGCGCCUUCAAGGAAAUGGACCUUCAAAUUGAACGAGAGCGGAGUGCGUAUAACAUAUCCGGCGGCUGCACGGCCCUCAUCGUGGUUUGCCUUCUGGGGAAGCUCUACGUGGCCAAUGCUGGCGACAGCAGGGCCAUAAUCAUCAGGAAUGGAGAAAUCAUCCCCAUGUCUUCCGAAUUCACCCCUGAGACUGAGCGCCAGAGACUUCAAUACCUGGCGUUCAUGCAGCCUCACUUGCUGGGAAAUGAAUUCACACAUCUGGAGUUUCCAAGGAGAGUACAGAGGAAAGAACUCGGGAAGAAGAUGCUGUACCGGGACUUUAAUAUGACAGGCUGGGCAUACAAAACCAUCGAAGAUGAUGACUUGAAGUUUCCCCUUAUAUAUGGAGAAGGCAAGAAGGCCCGGGUAAUGGCAACUAUUGGAGUGACGAGGGGACUUGGGGACCAUGACCUGAAGGUUCAUGACUCCAACAUCUACAUAAAACCAUUCCUGUCUUCAGCUCCUGAGGUAAGAGUCUACGAUCUCUCCAGAUAUGAACAUGGAGCAGAUGACGUGCUGAUCCUGGCUACUGAUGGACUCUGGGAUGUCUUAUCAAAUGAAGAAGUAGCAGAAGCAAUCACUCAAUUCCUUCCUAACUGUGAUCCAGACGACCCUCACAGGUACACACUGGCAGCUCAGGACCUGGUGAUGCGUGCCCGAGGCGUCCUGAAGGACAGAGGAUGGCGGAUAUCGAAUGACCGACUGGGCUCAGGAGAUGACAUUUCUGUAUACGUCAUUCCUUUAAUACACGGAAACAAACUGUCAUGAAAGUGACCCAGGGGACUAGGAAGACAGAAGGGAAGAAAACUGGGGUGCCUCCAAGCAGGGCGGGACUGGGGAGUGCCUGGGCUGGAUUCCAGGUGAUGGAGAUUUUUCCCAGCCCAGAUGGGGAGUUUGCUGCCAAAAGGCCUCUGGCUUUGCUUCAAGGCAACCCUGAGGUUUCCAUUUCUUCUUUGGUAACAGGUCUGGACACUGAAUAAGAGCAAAACACAAGGCCUGCUACUGAGUGUUCUAUUUCUCUUGGUUUCUAUUGUAGGGCUCCUAGGCAGUCUGGGGCAUAUCUGGGGCGCAGGCAUACAUUUAUUUAUUUUAUCUAGAAUAGCAGGGACAGCCAUUUCAGGUGUAAGAGGUAAAAGACUCCUCGGCCUGUCAAGCUGCCGGCGUCUCUCCAGGAGAGCCACACUGAAAAGUUGAGGACCAUGCCUCAGAAUGUCUGAGCAGUCAUCUUAUUGUGCGUUCCAGUUAUUUCAGGGAUCCUGCCUGUCCUGUCUUAUUCCCUCCACUUUCCUGCCCUCCUCCAUUUCUCUAUAUUCUUUUGUGGUAAUGGUGGAAUGAGGCAGAGACUUUGUGGUUUUGUUUUUUUUUUGUUUGGUUGGUUUUUUUUUGUUUGUUUUGUUUUUUUGUUUUUUUUUGACACUCCUCUUAUGCUUCCCAUUUCUCUCCACCGGGAUUUUCCAAAUUGUCGCUGGCCAGAUUCCAGAUCACAGACUAGUCCAAUCUGGCUAAUCCCAUAUUCUGUGCCCCAUAGGCGCAUAUAGUUUUGUCCAGAGCAAUGUCCCAGGUGACAGUUUGUCUUUGUUGUGUAAUGUUUAACCACACCCCCUCCCCAGGUGUGUUUUCUCCCCAAAUAGAUGUUUCAUUGGACCAACA
Molecule: messenger RNA, 2812 nt
Organism: Arvicanthis niloticus (Nile rat)
Lineage: Eukaryota; Metazoa; Chordata; Mammalia; Rodentia; Muridae
Source: RefSeq, a predicted model, not a curated record